Molecule: messenger RNA, 1830 nt
Organism: Chara braunii
Lineage: Eukaryota; Viridiplantae; Streptophyta; Charophyceae; Charales; Characeae
Source: the annotation of a GenBank genome assembly
CCCAUCCACCACGAGAUCAUCCUGGAGGCCGGGGUCGUUCCUCCUCAUGGUUGCAUCUACCGCAUGAGCGAGAAAGAGUUAAGUGUGCUACAGGCACAACUCGAUGACCUUCUUGAGAAAGGCUGGAUUCGGCCCUAGCUCUUCGUCAUACGGCGCUCCCGUUCUCUUCGUCCGAAAGAAGAACAGGGACUUGCGGUUGUGCAUCGAUUAUCGCAAGCUCAACGCGCAAACCGUCAAGAGCGCCGGCCCUCUUCCGCGUAUUGGCGACUUCCUGGAACGGCUGGGCAGCGCCAAGUUCUUCUCCAAGCUUGACCUCAAAUCGAGAUAUCACGAACUCGAGAUCCGACAGGACCGCUACAAGACCUCGUUUAAGAUGCGAUAUGGGCAUUUCGAAUGGCUGGUUAUGCCUUUUCGCCUUACGAAUGCCCCGACCACAUUCCAAGCGGCUAUGACAACGGAGUUCCAACACAUGCUCGAUAGAUUCGUACUCAUCUACUUUGACGAUAUCUUGGUGUACAGCCGGAGUUUGGACGAGCAUGUGGAGCCACUGCGCACCGUUUUGGAGCAGCUACGACAAGCCAAGUACAAAGCCAACCGCGACAAAUGCGAAUUUGCGCGGCAAGAGUUGGAGUACUUGGGACAUUAUGUGACUCCGCAAGGCAUCAGUCCGCUCGCGGACAAGAUUGAGCCCAUCCGCGUAUGGCCCGAGCCCACCAACACCACGGACGUUCGCUCAUUCAUGGGGUUGGUGCGCUACUAUCAACGCUUCAUCACCGGAUACUCAAGGAUCGCCGUACCAUUGACGAGACUACAAUCACCAAAGGUGCCAUUCGUAUUCGACGACAACGGGCGCCGGUCAUUCCAAACACUCAAGACGGCCAUGCUCAUGCCACCCGUCCUUAGCAUCUACGACCCCACCUUGCCAACGAGAGUCACGACUGACGCUUCCGGCUAUGGCAUUGGGGCAGUCUUGGAACAACACGACGACGGCGAUUGGCACCCCGUGGAGUAUUUCAGCCACAAAGUGCCUCUCAUCAACUCACUUGAUGAUGCAAGGAAGAAGGAGCUACUCGCGUUCGUAAUGGCUCUCAAGCGAUGGCGACACUUCCUCCUUGGGCGUCGUAAGUUCACAUGGGUCACAAACAACAACCUGUUGACCUACUACAAGACGCAGGAUACGGUGAGCAGCACGAUCGGACGAUGGAUGUACUUCAUCGACCAAUUUGACUUCACACUGGAACAUAUCACCGGCCUCUCCAAUCGCGCAGCAGAUGCACUCUCGCGAAGACCCGAUCUUUGCGUUGUGACACAUCAUGCCUUCGCGUUCGACGAGGAACUUCAGCGGCAUUUCAUUCGGGGCUAUCAAUCCGAUCCAAAUUUCGCCACGCUAUAUGCGCAACUAUCUUCGGAUCACCCGUUGGCCAGCCAGUAUCGCAUCGCCGACGGGUACUUGCUUCUCCCCUUGAGAGGCAAGGACUUAUUGUGUGUCCCACAAGACCAUCGUUUUCGGACUCACCUUCUAGGUGAGUACCACGACUCGCGACUUGCCGACCAUUUUGGAAUCAAUCGCACUAUUGCACGACUUCGGCAACAAUUUCGAUGGCCCGACCUCAUUACCGAUGUCACUCGGUAUUGUGACUUUUGCGAAGUUUGCCGACGAAGCAAGCCCCACAACCGCAAUCCCUACGGCGACUAGUGCUCGAUGCCUAUCCCAAGGGAGCCCGGCCUCUCCAUUGCCAUGGACGUUAGCGGCCCAUUUCCCCGCGACCGUUUCGAGCACGACGGCAUCCUCACGGUCAUUGACCGAUUGAGUAAAUACACGCGAUUUCU